Messenger RNA from Lactuca sativa (garden lettuce), 1864 nucleotides. RefSeq names its product cytochrome P450 CYP72A219. NCBI's taxonomy places the organism in Eukaryota, Viridiplantae, Streptophyta, Magnoliopsida, Asterales, Asteraceae. The record is from RefSeq and is a predicted model, not a curated record. Gene Ontology annotation, molecular function: iron ion binding; heme binding; oxidoreductase activity, acting on paired donors, with incorporation or reduction of molecular oxygen.
AUUAUCAUCUCAAACACCAAAACUCCUUAACAACCUUCGUUGACCAAACGCCGCCAACUCUGUUUUCCAAAUGGAGGUUACCGGAGUGUGCUGUGUUGUGGGAGUAGUAGUAACGUUGGUGUUUUAUGUAUUGAGAUUUUUAAAUUGGGUAUGGUUCAAACCAAAGAAGAUAGAAAGGUUUUUAAGAGAUCAAGGUCUUAAGGGUAGCUCAUAUAAGUUCUUGUUUGGAGAUUUAAAGGAGAUGGUGCAGUUGACAACUCAAGCAACAUCUAAACCUAUUGCCCUAUCCGAUGAUAUAGUUCCUCGUGUCUUACCUUUUGUCCAUAAAUCUGUCCUUACUCAUGGUAAAAUUUGUUUUACAUGGAUGGGAAACAAACCUUUGGUUCAUGUAAGUGAACCUUCUAUGAUACCUGAGAUAUUAGCUAAUUAUAAUAAAUUUCAAAAGCAAAAGGGACCACGACAUUCGCUAAUAAAGUUGCUAGGGAAAGGAUUAUUCAGCACUGAGAACGAUCAAUGGGUUAAACAUAGAAAAAUCAUCAAUCCUGCAUUCCAUGUUGAGAAGCUCAAGAAAAUGGUGCCAGCAUUUUACAUUAGCUGUAGUGAGAUGAUCAACAAAUGGGAAGAAAUGCUGAUGAAAGAAAGCUCAUGUGAAGUGGAUGUGUGGCCUCAUCUUAAAACAUUUGCUAGUGAUGUAAUUUCACGUACAGCAUUUGGUAGUAGCUUUGAGGAAGGAAGAAAGAUAUUUGAACUUCAACGAGAACAGAUUCAGUUGGUUUUAAAGGCUAUUCAGUCGAUGUAUAUUCCAGGAUCAAGAUUUUUGCCAACAAAAUCGAACAAGAGGAUAAAGGAAACUUCUCAAGAAAUGGAGGUCUUAAUAAGAAGUAUUAUUGACAAGAGAGUAACCACCAUGGAAUCCCAAAAAAUUGGAAAUAAUGACCUGUUAGGAAUUCUUCUGGAUUCCAAUCACGAAGAAAUUAAAAGACAUGGUAAUCACAACUUUGGAAUAAGCAUAGAAGAUAUCAUCGAAGAGUGCAAACUUUUUUACUUUGCAGGACAAGAGACCACAGCAGAUCUGCUAGUGUGGACUAUGAUUCUCCUGAGUCAGCACACAAAAUGGCAAGAACUUGCGAGAAAUGAAGUUUUAAGCGUUUUUGGGGAGAAGAAACCACAUAUUGAUGGAUUUAGUAACUUAAAAACUAUCAACAUGAUAUUCAAUGAGGUCCUUAGAUUAUACCCACCAGCAAUGAUAUUAGGACGGAUGAUACAUGAAGAAAUGAAAUUAGGGAAUAUGACUUUACCUGCAGGAACCUACAUUCAAGUGAACACAUUGCUUUUACAUACUGACCUUGAUAUAUGGGGUGAGGAUGCAAAAGAGUUUAAGCCCGAGAGGUUUUCUGAAGGCGUGUCAAAGGCAACCAAGGGACAAACCUCAUAUAUUCCGUUUGGAGGAGGGCCACGUAUAUGUAUUGCACAAAAUUUUGCUUUGAUGGAAGCAAAAACUGCACUUGUUAUGAUUCUACAACGCUUCUCUUUUGAGUUGUCUCCAUCGUACUCACAUGCUCCACAUUCUGUCAUCACGUUACAACCUCAAUUUGGUGCACAUUUGAUUCUACGUAAACUUUAGGCUCGCAUGUUUUGGUUUGUUUAAAAGUAUGCUGCUCUAAAUCCAAUGUUUAAAAAACCGGUCCGUUGAAACGGUUGGACCAAGAAUCGAAAAAGGCAAAGGCAGCGGUUCAACUAACACCGGUUUUAUACCUAUUUCUAGACCGGAACAAAGUUUUUUGUAAACACCGGCUAAAUUGGACCAGUUGAAUUAGUUAAAUUGAAUAAAAACACAUAGAAAUAAAACAUUUUGUAUAACAAA